UCUCCAAGAGCAAGACAAGACAGGGCAAUCAAUCUGUCUGUCUUCGUCAAAGCGCCUCGCAAAGGACCGUUUGAAUAGCUGCGAUCUUCGAUUCAAAAUUGAAUACAACAAUAUUCGCUCAUUUGCCGUGGUCACCAUUAUUAUCAUCAUGGCAUGCAAGUCCGCUGAAGCCCCAAAAUACGACAUAGAAAUUGACAAGGAGAACUACGAGGAAGGUGUCUACGCUAUUCUUGCCGAGCUAAGACCACAAUGGAAGAAGGAGACGAUUCAGUUCAGGGUGAUUGCUCAAGGUAUCGUAAACCUUAUGGUUGUGUGUCACGUGACAGAAGAUUGCAAAGAUGCUGUUGUUGUAAGAGUCUUCGGCAGUCUAAUAGCAGCCGUUGUCAACCGAGACCAAGAAAUCAAAGUGAACCAAUUGUUCAGUGACAUGGGCCUUGGUGCAACCCUGCUCGCCGUCUUCAAGAAUGGCAUCUGCUCGGGUUUUCUCAAAGGGAAAAGCUUCACGUUUAUGGAUAUGGACAACAUUAAAGAUUUUGGAACUGCAAGGAAGAUAGCGAAAGCAAUAGCCGCCAUCCACUGCAACAAUACUGCUAGCCAAGCAAAGGAACUUGGUAUCGGGAAAGGCUCCGACUUCAUUGCCUUAGCUGCUGCUGCUCUGGAGGGUUGGCCAAUACCCUUCCAAGAUAAGGAACUGGAGAAGUGGUUCUAUGAGCGCGUUCCUAAAAAAGAUAUUCUCAAAGAAGAAUUUGCCAUCGCGCAAGGGGUAAUAGCCGAGAUAGAUAAGGAAACACAUGUCCUGUGUCACGGCGACCUCAACCCUACGAAUUUCAUGACAGAGGACGACACCGGUGACAUCAGGCUGGUUGAUUUUGAAUGUGCUGGAUUCAAUACCCCUUUCUCAGACCUGUCCACCUUUUUCCUAAUAUCAGCUGCCGGUCCUAUGUGUACUGACUUAGAAUCAGCCCAGCACAGCCCAGAAUACCACAGGAUAUUUCUCCGCGCCUAUCUGGAGGAAAUAAGGCGACAAGAUGGCGUGAAGGGCGAUGUCAGCGACCGGGAGGUGGAACGAUAUUAUGCCAUAGUGGAUAGGCUUACUAUUGCAAUGCAAUUUUAUGGUAUGAUACUCUGUCCCAGCUAUCUGGCUAGCAAUCCCAACUUGACGGUGGAGGGGAUGAACUUUAAGCAGAUUAUAACGCCAUUUCUGUUGCGUUGGGAUUACUACGUCAGGUAUAAAGACAGAAUGUUGUCCAAGAUAGAUUAGACCAGAGAUAAGGACUUCUGCAUUAGACAUACAAUUAGGAGAAUUGUCUUUGUCGGACGUCUAGUCUUUCUUAGAAUCUAGACGGGGUAGAGGGCAGGUAUAAAUGCAUUGGAAUGAAUGUAAUGGAUUUGUUAAUUGACACUGUUUUGUCACCUCGUUCUGACACAUCUGUAAACUAUUAUGAGGAUCGUUCUUACUCAAGGUUGGGACGAGGACCACCACAGCGACGCCAAGGACUGUCACCUGCGCGAGUCAGACGCGAGCGACAUCUCUUGCAGGACAAUGGAAUCAGUCCUGGCCUGUCGUUCAACGACAUGCGAGUACAUGUAUGAUGGAUUUAGAUUGUGACAAACUGGUUGAAAACAUCAAAAUAACAACACAAAUUGAAUUUGUACAAUCUUUAUAUAAUAUGUUCGCGACAAAUUCAAAUGUAGAACUCACUAAAACAUUGGUGUCUGUGUAUAAAUAAGAGGUCUAACAAAAGAAAUCAACAAGAGGCUCUUAUUGCCCUUCACGUGGAACAAAGUGGUACUGCCAUUUGGUAGGAUUAGUGUACCGGUGUGAAAGUGUUAAUGUCGUCUUGAGGCAUGGUUCUCUACAGACCUAUGACCUUCAACACCACAGAUAUCAAAAGCGCACAAUGGACUUCUUUCUCCCUAGUACAUUGUAUACUAUAUUCUGUGAUAUUUUUAACUGUUAAACCUGUUGAUCCUGAUUUAUAUUUUCCAUCUGCAUGGCUGUCUUGCGUGGGAAGAAGUAGGACAUGGCUUGUACACCGCGAUGGGUGGAAUCCGGGGUCGAUGCAGGAAGGAGAUGAUGGCAGUUGGCCAUGACCUUGAAAGGAAAUAAGAUAAAUUAGAGGGAGUGUCUCAUAGGCUACAUUAAAAUUCCAAAGACAGUCUGGUUCAAAAACAUAUUUCAGCCACACAACAGAGUUAACUGGGAGCAAACUGGCACAUUUCAUUUGCUAUUGGUAGUGACUUGUCUUCAUCUGUCUGAAUUUUCGCCAAUGUACUUGUUCGUUGAAUGCUCCAAUGAUUGGGUACAAAUUGGACUUAUUGCCCUGGUUAAUCCGUCCGAAAUUUACAUCACUAAAUACUCCUGUUUCUCGCUUAGUGGUUGCCUAAGUGCAAUUGGAUCUUCUUUGUACUUCUCAUUCAGACAUUAGGGUUACUAUACAAGUAGGCUUGGUCGGACCGA
Messenger RNA from Lineus longissimus, 2461 nucleotides. RefSeq names its product ethanolamine kinase 1-like. Gene Ontology annotation, biological process: phosphatidylethanolamine biosynthetic process. The transcript is spliced from 9 exons. The record is from RefSeq and is a predicted model, not a curated record. Bases 149 to 1261 code for a protein of 370 amino acids. Gene Ontology annotation, cellular component: cytoplasm. Gene Ontology annotation, molecular function: ethanolamine kinase activity. Lineage: Eukaryota; Metazoa; Nemertea; Pilidiophora; Heteronemertea; Lineidae.